AUGAAGUUGCUAUCGACUUUACAAUUUGCAGUUUUCUGCCUCAAUGCUCUGGCUACGGCAUCUCCUUUUGGGGACCAUGCCGUCCACGAGGAGAGACGAGGAAUAAGCUCACGAUGGGUGAAGCGAAACCGAGUGCCAGCUUCCAAGCGUUUACCGGUGCGCAUUGGAUUGACCCAGUCCAACCUCGAUCGUGCAGAAGAGUAUCUCUUGGACAUUUCUCACCCAAAGUCGCCUAAUUAUGGCAAAACGUGGACAUCUGAUGAAGUCGUUGCGGCUUUUCAACCCAGUGAAACGGCUGUGCAGGCUGUGCGCGAGUGGUUAGCCAGCCAUGGUAUUGUCGAAGUGACACAUUCUGACAACAAGGGCUGGUUGGCCUUUGAUGCGCCAGCAGCCAAGGUGGAAGAACUAUUUCAAACUGAAUAUUACGAGCACGAAGACCGGAACACUGGUGGUCUCGUUCCAUCUUGCGAUAAGUACCACGUGCCUCAGAAAAUCCAAGAACACAUCGACUACAUUACGCCAGGCACGAAGCUCAUGGCUCCCGAGGGUAUUGUAAGCGACUUGAAAGUCAAGAGAGACGCGCAAAGGACCCGCCGUGGAAAUCGGCUCAAGCUUCCAGCCAAGCAAAAGCUGUCAGAGAACCUCCACAGCCUACUGUCAAGCAAUGCGAGCGAUCUGAGUACUUGCGAUGUGGCAAUCACGCCAGCCUGUGUCGCCGCUCUGUACAAUAUCCCUCCUGGCAACUCGUCGGUGGCAAACAAUUCUCUGGGCAUUUUUGAAGCCGAGCUUCAAUAUUGGGACCAAGAGGACCUUGACUUGUUCUUUGCCAAUUUUAGCAGCUGGAUUCCUCAGGGCACUCAUCCUUUUGACGAGGAGAUUGAUGGCGGAGUGGCCCAGACUGAUAAUAUCUCUCUCGCUGGCGGCGAAUCCAUGCUGGACUUGCUUCUUGCGUAUCCCAUCGUGUACCCCCAGACAAUCACAGUCCUCAAUGUGGAUGACAUCCACUACCAAACAUGGGAGAACGAUACUUAUACCUGGGGAUUCAACACGCUUCUAGAUGCCAUUGACGGUUCUUACUGUACAUAUAGCGCCUUCAACGAGACUGGUGACUUGCCCAACUGGGACCCGACAUAUCCGGAUCCGGGUCCAGACGGAUACAAUGGAACUCUACAGUGUGGCGUAUUCGAGCCGCCCAAUGUCCUGUCACUGUCAUACGGAGGCCAAGAAGCCGACGUGCCCAUUUCCUACCAGAAGCGCCAGUGCAACGAGUACCUCAAACUCGGUCUGCAGGGCGUGACCUUUGUCUUUGCGUCGGGCGACUCGGGCGUCAGCAACUACCCCGAGCCCUACGGAGACGACGGACCGACGGGCUGCCUGGGACCCGACUUGAACAUUUUCAACCCGACGUGGCCAAACAACUGCCCCUGGCUGACCAACGUCGGUGCCACAAAGGUGUAUCCGGGAUACACUGUAUUUGAUCCCGAGAGCGCCGUAUUUGAUCCCGGCCGGGUCAACUACUCGUCCGGCGGCGGCUUCAGCAACGUGUUUCCCGUGCCCGACUACCAAAAGGCGGCUGUGAAUGUCUUUUUUGAAGACCACGAGCCGAGCUAUCCCUACUACGAGGGUCUUGUGGAGAAUGCCAGCAACUACACGCUGCCAAACAUUACUGCGCUGGCAGGAAACACCGGAGGCGUGUAUAACCGCAUUGGAAGAGGAAUUCCCGACGUUGCGGCGAAUGGUGACAACAUUGCCGUCUUUGUCGGCGGAGAGUUCGGCCUCAGUGGUGGCACGAGUGCAAGCACGCCAAUUUUUGCCUCCAUCAUCAACCGAAUCAAUGACGAACGUAUCGCCAUUGGCAAGAGCCCAGUCGGCUUCAUCAACCCUGUACUUUACGAGCACCCGGAAGUACUCAAUGACAUCACAAACGGAACCAACCCUGGCUGUGGUACCGACGGUUUCAGUGCCGUAGCUGGAUGGGACCCAGUCACCGGCCUCGGUACGCCUAAUUACCCGAAGAUGUUGGAGUUGUUCUUGUCUCUUCCCUAA
Molecule: messenger RNA, 2046 nt
Organism: Pestalotiopsis fici W106-1
Lineage: Eukaryota; Fungi; Ascomycota; Sordariomycetes; Amphisphaeriales; Sporocadaceae
Exons: 6
Coding region: 1-2046 (681 amino acids)
Biological process (GO): proteolysis
Molecular function (GO): tripeptidyl-peptidase activity; serine-type endopeptidase activity
Source: RefSeq, a predicted model, not a curated record